AUGACCCGGGUGGAGUUGGGACGAAGAGUGUCCUCCCCCCUCCUCUUCUUCUUCAUCACACUUCUAUCGCUCCUGAAAACCUGCAACACGCUGGGAGCAUCACCGGAAGCAGACGGAUUCUUGCGGGAUCUGCCGCAGUAUGAAGUGGUGCGCCCCACCAGAGUGGAUGCCAGAGGUCACUUCCUGUCCAACUUCCUGUCGCACCACGCUCGCAGAGUGCAGCGCCGGGAAGCCUCGGAGGGAGCGGCCGACUUGGACCGAGUCUUCUACCAGUUGUGGCACGGCGGCCACAGCUUGAACUUUAACCUCACCCUCAACCCGCACCUGCUGGCUCCAGGCUUCCUGACGGAGAGGAGGUACGGUGGCCUGGAGGGCGCCCAGAUCCGUCCGGCUCAAUCCUCCCAGUGUUACUAUCUAGGAGAAGUGUGGGACGGGGCCAGUGUGAAAGGGAACGCAGCCAUCAGUACCUGCGAUGGACUGACAGGACUGUUCAAGUUGUCCGAUGAGGAGUUCUUCAUUCUGCCUCUGGAGGAGUCCAGCGAGGAGACGGCAGCGCCACAGGCCCACGCCAUCUACAAACGCCACGCCCCCCCUCCCCCCCGGAGUCCACUCAGUCAGGCGAUCUCAGGGAAGGAAGCUCUCAACGGGACCUGCGGACUCAAAAAUUCCCUUCAAAGUUUUGAGGAGCUGGAGCGGCAGCGGGAGCGCUGGGAGCGCCGGCAGCAGAGGAAAAGGAGAAUCCGUCAUCGCUCAGUCAGCAAAGAGAAGUGGGUGGAAACGCUGGUGGUGGCAGACCCCAAAAUGGUGGAGUAUCAUGGGAGCAAAGCUGUGGAAGGAUACGUCCUCGCCAUCAUGAACAUUGUGGCAGGUCUGUUCAGAGAUGCCAGUAUUGGAAACGCAGUCAACAUUGUGGUUGUUCGCCUCAUUCUUCUGGAGCAGGAUGAGGACGAGUUAAAGAUCACGCACCACGCCGACAACAGCCUGAGCAGCUUCUGUAAGUGGCAGAAGAAACUCAACAUGAAGGAGGAGCACCCGCUGCACCACGACGUGGCCGUUCUGAUCACCAGGAAGGAUAUCUGCGCUUCCAUCAACAAGCCGUGUGAGACUCUGGGUCUGUCCCACGUGGCCGGGAUGUGUCAGUCGCAUCGCAGCUGCAGCAUCAGCGAGGACACGGGCCUCCCGCUCGCCUUCACCGUCUCGCACGAGCUGGGACACAACUUUGGGAUUCAGCAUGAUGGCAACGGUAAUGACUGUGAACCCAUUGGAAAACGACCUUUCGUCAUGUCUCCACAGCUCUUGUACGGCACCUCCCUGCCCAGGUGGUCACGCUGCAGUCGCCAGUACAUCACCCGCUUCCUCGAUCGUGGCUGGGGCUGGUGCCUGGACGACGCCCCGGUGAAGGACAAACUGACGGUGAACUCGGUGCUUCCUGGGGUUCUGUACAGCGCCGCUCAUCAGUGCCGGCUGCAGUACGGAUCUGGGUCCCUGCUCUGUGAUGACAUGGACGACGUCUGCAGCACUCUGUGGUGCACGGUGGGAACGACCUGCCACUCAAAGCUGGACGGGGCCGCGGACGGGACCAGCUGCGGUGAGGACAAGUGGUGUUUCAGUGGGGAGUGUGUGCCUCUUGGAUUCAGCCCGGAGAGCGUGACCGGGGGCUGGGCGUCCUGGAGCGAGUGGUCGGCCUGUUCCAGGACGUGUGGCGCCGGCGUCCGGGGCGCUGAAAGAGACUGUGACAACCCAGUUCCCAAGCACAGAGGGAAGUAUUGUCUGGGAGAGCGACGGCGUUACAAGGUGUGUAACAUCUCCCCGUGUGCCGCCGACCUGCCCACGUUCAGGAGCGCCCAGUGCUCUCACUUCAACAGCUUGCCGUACAAGGGCAAGUUCUACAAGUGGGAAUCAGUCAUCAACCGAGUGAAUCCGUGUGAGCUGCACUGCCGACCUCUCAACGAGAACUUCUCUGAAAAGAUGCUGGACGCCGUCACCGAUGGAACACCGUGCUUCGAGGGAAACAAAAGCCGAGACAUGUGCAUCAACGGCAUCUGCAAGAACUUAGGCUGCGACUACGUGAUCGAGUCCAGCGCUGUGGAGGAUCGCUGUGGGGUUUGUCAUGGCAACGGCUCGACCUGUACAACUGUGAAGAAGACGUUUGAGGAGAGCGAAGGACUCGGCUAUGUUGAUAUCGGACUGAUCCCAGAAGGAGCCUGGGGCAUCCGGAUUGAGGAGGUGGCCGAGGCUGGUAAUUUCUUGGCGCUCCGAAGCGACAACCCAAACAAGUAUUUUCUGAACGGCGGCUGGACGAUCCAGUGGAACGGCGAGUACAAGGCAGCGGGGACGGUUUUCACUUAUGUGAGGACGGGACACCUGGAGAACCUGACGUCUCCCGGGCCCACCAUGGAACCACUGUGGAUUCAGCUUCUCUUUCAGGAGACCAACCCAGGAGUCCGGUACGAGUACACAAUCAGUCAAAAUGCCUCACAGGACAACGACCCAGUUUUCUACUGGAAAUAUGGUUUAUGGACCGAGUGCAGUGUCACCUGUGGAACAGGUGUUCAGAGGCAGAUUGUUCACUGUGUGGAGAAGACAACUGGGAUCGUGGAGGAGCAGUUCUGUGACCCCUCAACCCGGCCCGACGACAACCGAACCCGCUGUAACAAGGAGCUGUGUCCAGCCAUCUGGUGGGUCGGCGAGUGGCAGAAGUGCUCAGCCAGCUGUGGGAGCUCGGGCCUGGCUAAGAGGAGCGUGCUCUGCAUCCAGGCCGUGAGCGUGGAGGAGCAGAAAGCUCUGCAGCCCAGUGACUGUGAGCACAUGUCCACACCGGAGUCUCUGUCCUCCUGCAACACAGACGUCCCCUGCCCGGCCGACUGGACCACCAGCAGCUGGUCGAAGUGCUCACUGACUUGUGGAGCUGGAGUUCGUCGGCGUGAUGUGACCUGCUCCAGAAACACAGGCGUCGACUGCGACCCCCAAAAGAAACCUGUGGCCGUCGGCCCCUGUAACACUCAGGACUGUCUGCCGGCUGUGGAUAACUUCGGAGGUCUGGACUGGUCGGGGAGCGGCUGGCCGAGCAGAGAGGUGCUCAACGAAAUCAACUCCAUCCCCGAAGCCAAACCUCCGUCCAAGUACAGCACCACCAGAGCCCAGCCGAGAACUCACAAUGACCUCAAUAACGCUGUGGAGGGAGAUUUUCACUACCACAACAACAUUGAAAACAUAAAUCACAACCCUGUCCGAGUCGAUGAUUUCUACUAUGACUAUAACUUCAUCAACUUCCAUGAAGACCUGUCGGACGACUUUGAGGGCGACGGGAAAGACUCGGAGGACAGUCGCAGGUUGGAUCCCUCGCAGGAGGACACGUCCACCCCCAGCAGGAAUGAAAACGUCCCCGUGGAAAGUACGAGAGCUCCCACGGCUGCUUCAGACGUUUUCACAAUUUCAAAGGCCACUGCCCGCACAGUGAACGCUGAAGAGCCGCAGAGCACGAGUGUGGACAAUGUGAAGGACGGUGGAAACGCAGCAGGAAACGAGUCUGCGUCAACGAAUUCUGAAAAUUUGGACGACUACUUCUCUGAGGAUUACCUCCUGCCCGUGGCUGCUACCCGCUCUCCGCCCCCGUCUACAACUCAGCGUUCACAAACGCCAAAGGAGAGAGAGGAGGAGGAUGUGUGGGGGCCUGAAAACAUGAGCUCGAUGCCCAAUCUGGAAUCCACCACAGAGGAGCCGACACAGGACGUGACACGGGGACAACACGGGGAGGAGAAUGACAACUACUACGACUAUUUCACAGAGGAAGAAACUCACUCUGAGGAUGUCACUGUGACUCCAAAACAUCCUGCUCCUGCUCCCAGACACCAGACCGCUGUUGGCACUAUUGUCGCUACAACAGUGAGUAGACAGGAGGAGGAGAAAGUUUAUAACUAUGAUGACGCGUACAGUUACUAUGAAGAAAGAACACCAGGUCCAGAGAUCCCUGCAGAAUCAGACUAUGAGGAGAAUCCUUCGGAAAUACCUCAAACAACCAGUCCACCAACGUUAAUUCCUACGACCUUCCCAUCGGAGGAUCUGAACUCGGAUCAGACUCCUUUUAACGCGGUGUAUGACACUGGUGAGGGAGAGUCCUGGGACUCUGACCUUGACCUCAGCACAACCUCGAGUCCUGCCCCUUCUCCCAGUCUGCACAGUCACUCCGAUGACUCCACAUCAUUACCUGGUACAAACAUCACACCUCCGACCGACCUGGAGGGAGCCACUCGUCCUCCUCCUGCUGGUUUCCUUCCAGCUGCGAUGGAAGAGAUACCGACACAACCUGCCUUCACUGAGACAGCUGGAAGCGACUCCACAUCCCAACCUCCAGCCUUCGAUUUCGCUGAUUUCGACUACAAUGACAUACUCGCUCCCCCGAUGGUGAGGAGCAGCGGUAACGGCGACCCUGGAUCUUCUCAUCACUUCCCGUCGACCUCCGCAACGACCCCUGAACUCGUGGAAUCCACUCAUCCACCUCCUCUGAGGCCAAGUCUUCCAGUUCCGACGUCGGCCCGGACUUCAGCUGCCGCGCCGCCCACCCCCGCUGCCCACUGGCUCGCCAGCAACUGGAGCGCUUGCUCCACCAGCUGUGGUCUCGGUGCGAUCUGGAGGAGUUUGGCUUGCAGCUCUGGCUCCGACUCCGACUGCGACCCGGCCAAGAGGCCCGCUCCGGCCCAGAGGUGCUACCUCCGCCCCUGCUCCAUGUGGAAAGUUGGGGAAUGGAGUAAGUGCUCCGAGAACUGUGAAGGUGGCGUUAAAUCCCGAGAGGUCCAGUGUUUCGACAUGAGGGAUCAGAGGCCCCUCCGACCUUUCCACUGCCGGGCCAUGUCCUCCAGGCCUCAAACCCAAAUACCCUGUGACGUUCAGCCUUGUCUCGACUGGUACUCGUCCUCCUGGGGUCAGUGCUCUGAGUUGUGCGGAGGAGGCGAGCAGCAGCGUAUGGUCACAUGUCCAGAAGAGGAUCGAUGUGACAGGGACCUUCAACCCAGCAACAUCCAAUCAUGUAACAGCCAGCCGUGUGCUCAGUGGCUCACUGGAUCAUGGGGACAGUGUUCGGCCUCUUGUGGCGGCGGAGUUCAGCACCGACUCAUCGAAUGUGUCGACACUAAGGCUGAGACAGAAGAAGAAGAAGAAGAAGUGGAUCAGGCUCGGUGCGACCACGAGCCGCAGCCUGAGAGCAGCCAGAAGUGCAACUUACAGGAGUGCGAGAGCGCCCCCUCUGCAGUUUGUCUUCGGGACCGGCUGACGUUCCGGUUCUGCCACACUCUCCGCGUGCUGGGCCGGUGCCACUUGUCCAACGUGCGAGCUCAGUGCUGUAGAACCUGCAGCCAGCGUUCCCGACCCGCCGGCACCUCUCGCCGCUGA
Limanda limanda (common dab) is the source of this 5388-nucleotide messenger RNA. Its product is annotated as A disintegrin and metalloproteinase with thrombospondin motifs 7. NCBI's taxonomy places the organism in Eukaryota, Metazoa, Chordata, Actinopteri, Pleuronectiformes, Pleuronectidae. Gene Ontology annotation, biological process: proteolysis; extracellular matrix organization. Bases 1 to 5388 code for a protein of 1795 amino acids. The transcript is spliced from 24 exons. Gene Ontology annotation, molecular function: metalloendopeptidase activity. The record is from RefSeq and is a predicted model, not a curated record. Gene Ontology annotation, cellular component: extracellular matrix.